UCUCUCUCUCUCUCUCUCUCUCUCUCUCUCUCUCUCUCUCUCUCUCUCCACUCAAAAAUACAACAGAAAACCAAGAGGCAAAAAGAAAUAAGGAUGGUUGCAGUUGAGAAAUUCCAAAAGUACCCGACAAAGGCAGAGGUUGUGGAGGAGCUACAAAGAACAACAAACAUAGGCUUCCCAAUUGCAGCUAUGAGUUUAAUGGGCUACCUCAAAAACAUGGUUUUGGUAAUUUGCUUGGGAAAGAUAGGAAGCUUAGAGCUUGCUGGUGGAGCUUUAGCCAUCGGCUUCACUAACAUCACUGGUUACUCUGUCUUAUCUGGUUUAGCCAUGGGUAUGGAACCUCUUUGUAGCCAAGCUUUUGGUUCUAAAAACUUCAACUUAGCUUUUCUCACUUUACAAGGAACAAUUCUCAUCUUGCUAUUUUCUUCUGUUCCACUUGCUUUGCUGUGGUUUAACCUCGAACCUCUCAUGCUAAUCAUCCAUCAAAACCCUGAUAUAACAAGAAUAGCUAGCUUAUAUUGCCGUUUUGCCAUCCCUGAUCUUAUUGCUAAUAGUCUUCUUCAUCCUCUACGUAUUUUCUUACGCAGUCAAGGCAUAACUUGGCCGUUGAUGUGGUCUACUUUUCUCGCUAUCGUUCUUCACAUCCCAAUCACAAUCUUCUUCACUUUCUCUCUUUCACUGGGAGUCAAAGGGUUAGCGAUUUCAACUUACCUCACCAAUUUCAUCACCAUUUUCUUUCUCUUAGUCUACGCUGUGUUCCCUAUGCGUUCCAGUAUGACUAAGAAUCAUCAUGAUCAUAUUCAUCAUCAUCACUCAAAUUUACAAACACCAUUUUUGGUGCCUGGCCAAUCCAAGAGAAGUAGUACUAGUGUUAGCAUUAAUAGUGGUAGUAGUAGUAGUACAUCAAUAUUGGGAGAGGAAUGGCGGAUGCUGAUUCGAUUAUCCAUACAGAGUUGCUUAGCAGUGUGUUUAGAAUGGUGGUGGUACGAGUUGAUGACAAUUUUAGCUGGUUAUUUACCAAACCCUCGAGUAGCGUUGGCUACGUCCGCCAUAGUAAUACAAACAACAUCCCUAAUGUAUACGAUACCGACGGCACUCAGUGCGUCGGUAUCGACACGUGUAGGGAACGAGCUCGGUGCAGGGCGGCCGGAGAAAGCUCGGUUGGCGACAAUGGUAGCCAUAGGAUUGGCAGUGGUGAGUUCCUUACUUGGUUUGACUUUGACCACCUUGGGAAGAGAGCCAUGGGGGAGGAUCUUCACAGAAGAUGGUGAGGUGUUGAAACUCACAAUGAAUGUUUUGCCUAUAAUUGGUGUGUGUGAGCUAGCCAAUUGUCCACAAACAACAAGUUGUGGGAUACUGAGAGGGAGUGCUAGGCCGGGGAUUGGGGUGGGCAUCAACUUGUAUUCCUUUUACUUGGUGGGUGCGCCUGUGGCUAUAAUAUUGGCGUUUGUGUUGAGGCUAGGUUUUGUGGGUCUUUGUUAUGGGCUUCUAGCUGCUCAAAUGGCAUGUGUGGUGCUGAUAUUGACAGUUGUUUUCAAGACAGAUUGGGAAAGAGAAUCGGUGAAAGCCAAAGACUUGGUGGCAGUGGCAAAAACAACAAAGACUACUUCUAGUACUACCAGUACUACUACUACUACUACUUCUACUACUACUUGCGAUGGAUUUGCACAUGCUCAUGACCUACCAAUCAAAUGUGAUUUAGAACAAGGCACUGGUGGUGAUCAUCUUCCCACUUCUCACUGAAAAUUGAUUAGAGAGAGACAAAAAUUUGAGAUCAUCACCAUCAUCUUUUUUAUUGAUAUUAUAACUGAAAAAGAUGGAUAUCAAUUUGGAUGUGCAACUGAACAAAUAAUUCAAGUUAUGUAUAUUUAAAUUAAUAUAUAUAUAUAUA
Ziziphus jujuba (common jujube) is the source of this 1891-nucleotide messenger RNA. RefSeq names its product protein DETOXIFICATION 55. The record is from RefSeq and is a predicted model, not a curated record. Gene Ontology annotation, molecular function: xenobiotic transmembrane transporter activity; antiporter activity. Gene Ontology annotation, cellular component: membrane. The coding region runs from base 94 to 1743 and encodes 549 amino acids. The transcript has 2 exons. Gene Ontology annotation, biological process: xenobiotic detoxification by transmembrane export across the plasma membrane. NCBI's taxonomy places the organism in Eukaryota, Viridiplantae, Streptophyta, Magnoliopsida, Rosales, Rhamnaceae.